UUUAUUGUCUAUGACAACUUGUGAUCACAAGACCUCUUGCUUUUGAGUUUUCUGUCAAGGCAAAAAUUGGGCGAAAAAAGGCCGUCCCUUUCGGGAAUAUCGGGUAAUUCAGCUCCAAUUUGCUAAAAAAACCAUCCAAGAUGAGGUACUUCCUAACUUACCUGUUCGCGCUGCUGCUGGUGCUCGUGAUUCCGACAUUUGCUAUGUUCUAUCUUCUCCAAGGAAAGGGUGAGCAAAUAAGCCUCGGAUGGUUCCUGGAGCAUACGUCCCCCUACAUGUGGGGUACGUUGGGAAUUGCGUUCUCCGUGGCCCUGUCUGUCGUGGGCGCAGCUAUGGGCAUCCACACGACCGGAGUGAGCAUAGUCGGAGGAGGUGUCAAAGCGCCCAGAAUCAAGACCAAGAACUUGAUCUCCGUCAUCUUCUGCGAAGCCGUCGCGAUCUACGGGUUGAUCACUGCCAUCGUGUUGUCUGGAAUGCUGGAACGGUACACAGAGCCCCUGACUGACAUGAACAUCAAGCAACAGAACUGGAUGGCUGGUUAUGUGAUGUUCGGUGCUGGCGCCGCCGUGGGCCUCGUCAACUUGUUCUGUGGUAUUGCUGUGGGUAUCGUCGGCUCCGGUGCUGCCUUGGCUGAUGCAGCUAAUGCUGCCUUGUUCGUAAAGAUCCUAAUUGUAGAGAUUUUCGGAUCAGCCAUUGGUCUCUUCGGUCUUAUUGUUGGUAUCUACAUGACGUCAAAGUGCAAAAUGGGCAACCAGUAAUUUAAGAAUAAAAUAAAACUUGAAUCUAAGUUGUAAAACAGCACUGGAUGUGUUACCAGCCUUGACCUACCUUAACAACCAGAGUGUCCAGUGCUCAAUACUUAUUAAUCACCGAAGAAGCUUCAAGUAAUAUAAUUGCAGUGUUGAACUUGUGUAUUUCCUGCCUAUUCUCUGUUGAUGUGUUUAUAUAAUGUAAAUUAUUUUUUAAUCUUAAUGAUCAAUAAAAUAUCUGGUCUUAGCACUUCACAUCUUAGUAUCUUAAAGUAAUAUAAAAUUUUUGAUGUUAUAAUAACUGUAUGUACUAUAAAUUGACUUUAAUUGUUGUUGCAUAUAAUAAGGCAUUUGUGCUAAGAUUACAGAUAUUUGAACUGAGGUUUGGAUUGUAUUGCAGUAUUUUAUUGACAACUAUAUAGUUCCCGGUCGAGAUUGUGUUUGUAUUGAACCAUAACAGUGUCCUCAUUUGAAAUGACUAGGUGCACAUUACUUUUAGAGUUUCCGUGGCCUAAUGUAAAGCUCUGGCUUGAUAUAACAACAGUAUAUACCUAGUCAUUAAUAAGGCUUAUACAUUCCAUUAAACCUUGUUUCAAGUUUUGUAAAAGCUUUGAUUGGUCAGUCUGUAACCCAUGUUUAUACAUAGUAAUAAAAGAUAAUGUACAUAAAUUUCGUAUUUGGUGUGAUAUGUUAUUUUCCAUUAGACACGGUUGUAGUACAUGAGUGAUGUUGAUGACAUUGUACGGAGCCAUCGGCAGAACUUUAUAUUGACUUAUUGUGAAGCACAACAUUUUACACAGAAAUGAAAUCUUUAAUGAUAGCUUAAUAUAACCUAUCAUGAAAUAUAUUUUACAUAUUUGUAAAUGCUGCCUGUGUCUGCUAGGAAAAUAUCUAAAUUGUUAAUGUUCUCUGGUAUCGAUAAAGCACUGUUUCCCUUUUAAAUUAUAUAAAAAUCAAAUUAUUGUAACUCCCAAUUGUAAAUAUUAGUUUGCUUACCUUACUAAUUUAUUGUACGUACUUGUAAAUUCAUCUGCAUAAACUUAACUAUAGGA
Helicoverpa armigera (cotton bollworm) is the source of this 1801-nucleotide messenger RNA. RefSeq names its product V-type proton ATPase 21 kDa proteolipid subunit c'' (gene VhaPPA1-1). The transcript has 2 exons. Bases 141 to 758 code for a protein of 205 amino acids. The record is from RefSeq and is a predicted model, not a curated record. NCBI's taxonomy places the organism in Eukaryota, Metazoa, Arthropoda, Insecta, Lepidoptera, Noctuidae. Gene Ontology annotation, molecular function: proton-transporting ATPase activity, rotational mechanism. Gene Ontology annotation, cellular component: membrane; proton-transporting V-type ATPase, V0 domain. Gene Ontology annotation, biological process: proton transmembrane transport.